CACUGGUAGUAGGGAGAGCUGGAGGUGGGUCGGGAGACUGGCUGUUCAGAACCGCCGCAGCGAGGAGCUCGUUUCCAUCGCGGCACCACGGCCCCCUCCUCAAGCCCCGAGCCCGGUGCGGCUGCUCGGGGGGCUCCUUCAGGCUCCUUGACGCCGCUCCAAGAGGCGCCUACCCAGGCAUCGCCUGGGCCUCUAGCCAGAGGACUGGCUCCCGGCUUCAGCACUCCCAGCCGCAGUAAGAAGUGCCCUUGUCGUCCUGCGCCCUGCCCCCCUCCCUGAGCCACAGAGACCCUGGUCCAGAGCGACAGCCUUGGACCUGGGAUUUCACGAAUCCAAAACGCUCAGUCCCGGUCCCCCACAAACGGGGCUUUGCAUCGUCUCCAUGUCACCCACUGUCUCACACAAGGACAGCAGUCGGCAACGGCGACCAGGGACUUUUAACCACUCUCUGGAUAUGAAGAGCGGUCCUUUGCCGCCGGGCAGCUGGGAUGACAAUCAUCCGGACCCGGUGGGCAGGGAAGGGGACCAGGAAGCUCUUCUGAGUGAUACCAGCACUGGUGACUUUUCCAAAGCCCCACGGAGCUUCCGGGCCGAAAUAAGCAGCAUUUUGCUGCUGCUCUUCCUUUAUGUACUUCAGGGCAUUCCGUUGGGCUUGGCGGGAAGCAUCCCACUCAUUUUGCAGAGCAGAAAUGUUAGCUAUACUGACCAAGCUUUCUUCAGUUUUGUUUUUUGGCCAUUCAGUCUCAAAUUGCUCUGGGCACCGUUGGUUGAUGCGGUCUACUUUAAGAACUUCGGUCGUCGCAAAUCUUGGCUUGUCCCUACGCAGUAUGUACUAGGAUUCUUCAUGAUCUAUUUAUCUACACAAGUAGACCGUAUGCUAGGGAAUACGGAUGGCAGAGCACCCGAUGUGGUUGCUCUCACUGUGACAUUCUUUUUGUUUGAAUUCCUGGCCGCCACUCAGGACAUCGCUGUGGAUGGUUGGGCGUUAACUAUGUUAUCCCGGGAAAAUGUGGGUUAUGCUUCUACAUGCAAUUCGGUGGGCCAGACAGCGGGCUACUUUUUGGGCAAUGUUUUGUUUUUGGCCCUUGAAUCUGCAGACUUUUGUAACAAAUAUUUGCGGUUUCAGCCUCAACCCGGGGGAAUCAUUACUCUUUCAGAUUUCCUUUUUUUCUGGGGAACUGUAUUUUUAAUAACAACGACAUUAGUUGCCCUUCUGAAAAAAGAAAACAAAGAAGUAUCAGUAGUAAAAGAAGAAACACAAGGAAUCACAGAUACUUACAAGCUUCUUUUUGCCAUUAUAAAAAUGCCAGCAGUUCUGACAUUUUGCCUUCUAAUUCUAACUGCAAAGAUUGGUUUUUCAGCAGCAGAUGCAGUAACAGGACUGAAAUUGAUAGAAGAGGGAGUACCCAAAGAACACUUAGCCUUAUUGGCAGUUCCAAUGGUUCCUUUGCAGAUAAUAUUGCCUCUGAUUAUCAGCAAAUACACUGCAGGUCCCCAGCCACUAAACAUAUUUUACAAAGCCAUGCCCUACAGAUUAUUGCUUGGAUUAGAAUAUGCCCUACUGGUUUGGUGGACUCCUAAAGUAGAACAUCAAGGGGGAUUCCCUAUAUACUACUAUAUUAUAGUGCUUCUGAGUUAUGCAUUACAUCAGGUUACAUUGUACAGCAUGUAUGUUUCUAUAAUGGCUUUCAAUGCAAAGGUUAGUGACCCGCUUAUUGGAGGAACAUACAUGACUCUCUUAAAUACCGUGUCCAAUCUGGGAGGAAACUGGCCUUCUACAGUAGCUCUUUGGUUGGUAGACCCCCUCACAGUGAAAGAAUGUGUAGGAGCAUCAAACCAGAAUUGUCAAGCACCUGAUGCUGUUGAGCUUUGCAAAAAACUUGGUGGUUCGUGUGUUACAGCACUGGAUGGUUAUUAUGUGGAGUCCAUUAUUUGUGUUUUUAUUGGAUUUGGUUGGUGGUUCUUUCUUGGUCCAAAAUUUAAAAAGUUACAGGAUGAAGGAUCAUCUUCAUGGAAGUGCAGAAGGAGCAAUUAAUGCAUAUACUACCUGACAUUCUAGAAAGGUUCAAUUUUAGAGUCGGGUAUUUAUAAGUAAUGGAGGAUAAAAUGGGUGGGAGAAAAUGGCACACAGCAUAUGAAGAAAGAUGGGGCAGUGGCCUCUAGAACUCAUGUAUUGCCGUUGGAAAGCAUGUGUUGGGCAUUGAUGUCAGAUCCUGAAGAAUCACCUGGAAAGAUAACUGUCCUAGAGGCAAGGAGGCUACACCAAACAAGAGACUACAAUACUCUGUCACAAGGUUUUCCAUCAUCAUGUAUUACAAUCAAAAUGUUUACUUGAAUAAAGAAAAAACCCACAUAACUCUCAUAUCUGAAAUGUAUUUUGACUUUUUAAUUUUGGGAUUAAGAAGCUCAGAUUGCCAUAAUCUUAUAUUUCUUCCCAUUCAUAAUAUUACAAAUUAUAUUUUCAAACAUAAUUUCAAGUCUGAACAUCUUUAAUGACUUGAAGUUUUACAACAUAUUUAAAGCCUUUAACAAUAAAGUGAAAGCCAUUAAUUGCAUUUGCUCUAAAAAUGAACAAAAAACUGGGGCUGGUAAGUUAGCUCAGUUGGUUAGAGUGUGGCGCUAACAACACCAAAGUGAAGGGUUCAGACAACCGGAUAGGCCAGAUGCCAGAAAAAAAAAAAAAAGUAUAAAAAUGAACAAAAAAUUAUUUUGAAUUGCAGUCAUUGGUAAUUUGAGUACGUUUUAAUGCAUACCAAAAUUUAAUUGAUAAUAGCUGUGUACAACUGUGUUGCACACAUUGAUCACUUAUGACAUUUAAAACUGAUCUACCUGAAUCUGAGUUCAUAGUAAAUAAGUAAUACUAAAAAGUACUGCCCUAUUUUUGUGUGUGAGUGUUUUUCUUGAUUGAUUGAUCCUGAUAAAUUAAACUCUACCUUCAAGAAUGGACAUUAACUCCUCCAGUUAAUGCAUUAUAUAUUCACUGGCUAGUAUUAGAUUGAACCUUUGUGUCUUGAUGUCAGUAUCUUCACAUGCACAUUGGUUGCAACAUGUAUACAUUCAAGUUUGAAAAGUUCUUAUAAGAUUAGCUAAAAUUAAAACCCCAGACUCUCCAUUAUAAAUAUUUUAAUUUCACCUGAUUAAUCAUAAAAAGUUUAUUCAACAACUUAAAUAGAUUUCUCUAGAAUUUUUUAUACAAGUAUUAAACCUUUGGAAUCUAAAUAUACCAUCUAAAGCUAUUGUUGGAUUUCAUCCCUUUAUUGCUAGGGUUUUUAUCCUAAACAGAUGUCAGUGUGCCCUGGAAACCCCUGAAUUGCUUGCAAAAUUCUGUAUAUGUAGUUUUUUGUUUUUCUGGACAGAGCUCUUGUUAAAAUCUUGAAAGAGUUGUGAUCCAAAAAAGUGUAAAAUCCAUGGCCUUGAAUGUGGGCUGUGCUAUAUGAAUCAUAAUCAUAAAUGUGAAAUAAUAGUUACAAAAUUAAUUGUUUAAAGCAACCUGAAAGCAAUGUUAAAAGAAAAGUCUAUUAUGAAAACUGGAAAAUCUCUGCAUUUGUGUCAUUGAAUUUGAACCUUGAAGGAAUUAGAGUAGGUAAGACAUUACCAGUAGAAGAGAAACCAUAAGAGUGAAUUAUAUUCCACAAAAAUCAUAUCAGAGUCAAUUAACCCUUUUUUCUGUAUGGAUGACUUAUUUUGCCUUGUUAACAGAAACCAAAGAAAGUGUGUUGUUUUGUAUAAAAUGGCUGAGAUUAUUUAAUAUUACAGAUGACAAAAUUUGUUUUUGUAUUUUGAGGGAUCAUGUUUUUCCAAGUAGUUGAAAGAACAAGCAAAGCUAUAUAACACAAACCCUGCUAAAAAUAAACAAUUUGUU
Molecule: messenger RNA, 3862 nt
Organism: Cynocephalus volans (Philippine flying lemur)
Lineage: Eukaryota; Metazoa; Chordata; Mammalia; Dermoptera; Cynocephalidae
Gene: SLC33A1
Product: solute carrier family 33 member 1
Exons: 7
Coding region: 383-2035 (550 amino acids)
Cellular component (GO): membrane
Molecular function (GO): acetyl-CoA transmembrane transporter activity
Source: RefSeq, a predicted model, not a curated record